GCAACCUCCGGAGUAGAAGAGGAGAAGACGGCCGAGGCUCUCUUUCCUCUGCCAGUGGCCUCUGGUGCAGCGGCGGCCAUGGAGGAGCUUCCGGAGCAGCUGAUCGUCGAGAUCUUGGGGCGCCUGAGCGACGCCCGCGACCUCGCUCGCUGCCGCCUCGUCUCCCGCACCUUUCGUGCGCUUUCGUACCUCGUUCACUCCGUCUCCAUCGUCUCCUCCCCUCUUGCCUCUCAGCACCAGACCAGCGGCACGACGGCCGUUCCCUUCACGGCUCUCGCCGGCCGGUUCUUGAGGCCUCUGACCCGGCUUGAAGCGGUCCGCGUCGCCGUCGACGAGCCACGCCUCGGGCCUUUCGGAGAUGGCAGCAGGGAGGAGGACGACGACCUGUUUCUGGUGGACGUGGGAUUCGUUUCUGGCUGGAUCCCGGCCACCUGCGGGGGACUGAGAUCGAUUUCGAUCUCGAGCUACUGGCCCCAGUCAUGCUGGCGCAGAUCCACCGUGCUAGCGGUCGUCUCCAGCUACUGUAGUGUGCUGCUCAACUUGGAGUUGAAGAAUGCUUGGUUGUCGGUAGAGAGGAUGAAGAGAAUGCCCAUGCUUACAAGCCUGACGCUUGAGUAUAUAAGGUUAGAUGAUGAAAAUCUCGAUUGUCUGAACUCCUGUUUUCCAGCUCUGCAAAAGCUAAACCUAAUUGAUGUUGGCGGGCUUAAGGAUCCAAAACUUCAGUUCUCCGAGCUCAAAACCUGUCACUGGGUGGCAUCUAAUUGUCCAACUUCGCUGACUAUAGACACACCUAAUCUUAUUGAAUUGAGGCUGAGAUGCGUGAAACCAAGAAGGUUCAUUCUGAAGGCUCCAUCACUGUUCUCCUUCUUCCUGUCAAUGAGCAACAUAGGUGACAUCUUCGAAGUGGAAAGGUUUCUCAACUUAAGGACACUGCGCGUUGAGUCUGCAGACCUUUUUGGGAUCAUUCCCCUGUUUUCAGGAACUGAAACAAUUGAAAACCUGAUAUGUGAGAAAUCCUCUUUCUUCGUUUCGCAUGGCACUCUCAAGCAGGAUGUGCGUGGCUUCAAGGAUGUAGUAUGUGCUGCCACGAAUGUGAGGACCCUCUCUCUUGGUCCUGUGGCUUGGUCUGAACUACAAGAAUCCUUCUACAAAGGGGACCUUAAGAUUUGGUGGAGCUGGGAGCAUCUGAAGAAACUAGUUGUACAUUUACUGAUAAAGGAUGUCAAUGCUGUUUGUUCAUUCAUUUCCUUUGUAUUAACCCGAUCUGCCGCAUUGGCAGAGGUGGCCCUGUUCAUACACUGUGAUGUGGGCCAGGACGUUCGCAACUGUCUCAUUUCCAGGUGUACCAGCGAUUUCCCCAGAGUUAGAUGGAAAUGGGGAAGCUGGAGUGAGCUGUAUGGAGGUAGUGCAGCUUCUUCUAGCUAGCAUUAUCUGGUUUUAGUAACUGCAUAAAAAAAUAUAUAUUGGAAGAAAACUAUAAACUGUUGGAUGAUUGCAAGCUGAAGGGUUAUACUAAAGCGUUAUGUAGCCUGCAAAUUGUUAGAGAGUUUACCUCUAUUUGGUGUUGCAGCCGUAAUUUGAUUAUGUUUGUGAA
This is a messenger RNA of Nymphaea colorata (pocket water lily), 1594 nucleotides long. RefSeq names its product F-box/LRR-repeat protein At4g29420. Lineage: Eukaryota; Viridiplantae; Streptophyta; Magnoliopsida; Nymphaeales; Nymphaeaceae. The record is from RefSeq and is a predicted model, not a curated record. Gene Ontology annotation, molecular function: protein binding. The coding region runs from base 79 to 1425 and encodes 448 amino acids. The transcript has 2 exons.